UACUAGUGUAAAGUACAGUUUGUGUUUUCUAGAGCCCAGAUAUGUUUGUCUCUCAUCUUCACCGGUGACUCAAUCACUCACACACAUUGCUCCGGCGCCACCACAAAACUCAGGUUGAUCGGAAAAAGCCAUGGGAGUGGACUACUACAAAGUCCUUCAGGUAGAUCGAAGUGCCAAAGAUGAUGAUCUCAAGAAAGCUUAUCGCAAGCUUGCCAUGAAGUGGCACCCUGAUAAGAACCCUAACAACAAGAAAGAAGCUGAAGCCAAUUUCAAGAAAAUCUCUGAGGCCUAUGAUGUUUUGAGUGAUCCACAAAAGAGAGCGGUGUAUGAUCAGUUUGGUGAGGAGGGGUUGAAUGGCCAGGUGCCACCCCCUGGUGCUGGCGGAUUUUCCGGUGGCGGUGAUGGCGGGCCGGCGUCGUUCCGGUUUAAUCCGAGAAGUGCUGAUGAUAUAUUUUCGGAAUUCUUCGGGUUCUCGAGUCCCUUUGGUGGAAUGGGUGAUAUGGGUGGUCGUGCUGGUGCGUCUGGCUUUCCCAGGGGCAUGUUUGGGGAUGACAUUUUCAAUUCUUUUCGGAGUGGGGCUGGAGAAGGCUCUGGCAAUGCACUAAGAAAAAGUGCUCCCAUUGAGAGAACAUUGCAAUGCAGCUUGGAGGAUUUGUACAAAGGGACUACCAAAAAAAUGAAGAUUUCCAGGGAUGUUACUGAUUCCAUUGGGAGGUCCACCACAGUAGAGGAAAUUCUAACCAUUGAGAUCAAGCCGGGAUGGAAGAAAGGAACAAAAAUAACUUUUCCUGAAAAGGGAAAUGAGCAAAGAGGAGUUAUCCCCGCGGACCUCAUUUUUAUCAUCGACGAGAAGCCUCACAGCGUCUUUAAGAGGGACGGCAAUGACCUUGUUGUCACGCAGAAGAUAUCUCUUGUAGAAGCUCUAACCGGUUACACGGCGCAAAUCACAACCCUUGAUGGGAGGAAUCUUACUGUCUCUGUCAACAACAUCAUUAGUCCAACAUAUGAAGAGGUUAUUAAAGGAGAGGGUAUGCCGAUUCCUAAGGAACCUUCGAAAAGGGGAAACUUGAGAAUCAAAUUCAAUAUCAAGUUUCCCUCCAGACUCACAUCCGAGCAGAAAACUGGCAUUAAGCGGUUACUGACAUCUCCCUAAAUGCAGGUGGUACCUCCUCUCCAUACCACAUACCAAACUGUGUAAGAAUGGAAUUACUUCAUUUACAGUUCAUGAUUUGCAAAUGGAAAUACUUGCUUUGAUUAGAACAGUUUCUUAGAAGGUUGAUAUUUGUUGGUUGUUUCAUGUUGGAUUUGUUUUUUGUCUUGAGUGAAAAAACUUCUUAACCACUUGUGUACUCGUUUCUAUGAAAAGUCAUGGCAGAAAUUAAUUUCUGUAUAACGUAAACUUCUCAUUUGUUUAA
Molecule: messenger RNA, 1415 nt
Organism: Lotus japonicus
Lineage: Eukaryota; Viridiplantae; Streptophyta; Magnoliopsida; Fabales; Fabaceae
Exons: 3
Coding region: 131-1153 (340 amino acids)
Cellular component (GO): cytosol
Molecular function (GO): protein-folding chaperone binding
Source: RefSeq, a predicted model, not a curated record